GGCGCUUCAGCCUGAGGGCGGCCGCCGUGCUCGCCGCCCCGGAGGUGGGGGCUCCGCGUGGGGCCCCGGCUGCCAUGGAGGAGCCGCCGCCACCCCCCUGAUCCCCGAGGCUGCCAGCACCGAGACAAAGCGCGGGGCUGCCCGCCGCGCCCGCCCGGCCGAGCCAUGGUGGAGCCGCCGGCUGAGCCGCCCCCGCCGCCCUGCCCGGCGCCCGGGGGGGCAGCGGCAGCAGAGCCGGCCCGGCCAGGGGAGCAGUCGCCGUUGCUGCACCUGGACCUGUACAACUUCGACUGCGCGGCGGCGGAGGGCAGCCGGUACGUGCUGACCAGCCCGCGGUCGCUGGAGGCCUGCGCCCGCUGCGCCGUGCGGCCGGUGGAGCUGCUGCCGCGGGCGCUGGGGGACCUGCUGCGGGAGGCCCCCGGGCGCUCCAUGCGGGUGGCCACCGGCCUCUACGAGGCCUACGAGCGGGAGCGCCGCCGCAAGCUGCAGCAGUGCCGCGAGGAGAGGGAGAGGAUUAUCCGGGAGGAGAAGAGGCGGAUCCUCGCACCCCUCGGCAGCCUGCCGCUUUCGCCCGCCGCCCGCAGUGCGCCCCGGGCUGCUGGUGCUGCUGCCACCGCUGCCGGGCCUCGGCCCCAUGGAGGGGGCAAGGCCGGGGCGUCCGGGGGUGCCAAGGCCAAGAGCCACUCGCUGGACUCGCUGCAGAAGCGCCGUGAGGGCAGCUGGGGCAAGACCUCGUCCGAGUCGGGGGCUUCGUCCUCCUACAGCGGGGAGAGCCUGCGGGAGCGCGGCGGCAAGGUGGGCGGCCGGGGCCGGGGAGCAGCAGCCGCCGCCACCAGCUCCCUGCUGGGGCGCAGCUUCAGCCUGGGCGACCUCAGCCACUCGCCGCAGACCGCCCAGAAGGUGGAGAGGAUCGUCAGGGAGGUGAAAAGGAGGAAGGGCCUUUCGGAGGUGCCGGAGAGGGACAAGAAGAUCGCGGCGCUGAUGAUCGCCAAGCACCAGGAGGCCAGCCUGCUGCGGGAGCAGCGGCAGGCGGCACACCUGCAGUGGGACAGCCAGCGGCGCCGGGCGGAGCAGCGGAAGGAGCAGGAGGAGAAAGAGAAGCGGAAGGCCCUCCUGCAGGGCCAGCGGUUGUGGGAGAGCCAGGUGCAGAAGCGUCGGGGGAGGCUGAGCCAGGAGCAGGAGGCGGCAGCUCUGCUGAAGCAGAGGCAGCGCAUGGUGCACGAGGAGAGGUGGCGGGAGCAAGCAGAGAAGCAGGAGCGGCUGCGAAGGGAAAGGCUGCAGAGAGCCAUCCAGGAGGACAAGCAAAAGAAGCUUCAUCAAGAGCACAACCUGAAGGUGAAGGAGGAGGGCAAGAAGGAGCACCAGGAGCGAGAGGAGCAGCUCCUGCAAGAGAAGCUAUCCAUGGCCGUGCAGAAGAGGCUGAAGAAGGAGGUACAGCUGCAGAAGGAGAAGAAGCUGCUCAACCAAGCAGAGAAGCUGAAACACGAGGCCUUGCUCAAGGAGCUGACCAAGCAAAAGGCAGAAGAGAGGGAAAUGCUGAAGGCCUCCCUGGAGAUGAGUUUGACAAAGGCUCAGGAGAACUAUGAGCAACUAGUGGAGAAGAGGAACCAGGAGCUGAGGGAGAAGGCCAGGAGGGAGGACAUGCAGAUCCAGAGAGCCAAACUGGCAGCAGAGAAGAGGGAAAGAGAGCAGAAGGAGCACUUGGAGGCCCUUGCUAGAGAGACAGAGAGAAAGCUCCAGCAUGCUGCCCAGGUGGCUGAAGAGGCUGUCCAAGAAAAAGCCCGCAGGGUCGUCUUGAGCCGUCUGGAGAAGGAGAAAGUGCAGAAGAUGAACAAGCAGAAGGUGGAACAGUACGAGGACUUACGGCGCAGGGAGACCCUCCUCUCUAUAGAGAGGAAGCUGGAGAGGAGUGAGCAGAUCUUCAAGGAGAAGAAGACUGUCUUAGAAAAUGCCAGGUCUGUUGCUCGGGCAUCCUUCCAUGUCCGGGAAAAGGUGCGUGAGGAGACAAACACGCGCACCUUUGACAAGAUGGCCUUGGAAGCGGAACUGCAUGCCCACCUGAAUAAGAAAUGAAAGAUCUUGUCAUGGAUGAGUGGGGAGACAUCACCAGUUGUCCAUCAUAAUGCAUCAAGAAGCUCCUCCGCAUUAACAUUUAAAAAAUAGCACAACCAACAACCACCCUAAAUUCUUAUUUUGGGGGGACAGGGUACCGCACAAAAACGUGGCAGCUAUUUCACAUACUGUUUAAAGUCUGCUGAUAAAAACCAGUCUUCUUCACGUGUUGUUCAUAGCACAGUGGGCCAUAUGUGCCCUUGUUGCUGCAAGGACAUAGGAAAGAGAUGCCCAAUGGCCCAAAUCCAGCCUGUACAAAACUUUCUUUACUUCCUGGCAGCACUACAGUUGGGCUGAAAUGUGCAGUGACUCCAGCACAGCCAACAUUCCAUCUUGUCUGUGGCCUUAGGGCCUGCAGAGAAAGCCUGCCAGCACAGAUGUGAGGGUUCUUGCUCCCUGCAUCAUUGCACUGUGGCUGAAGUUCACUGCCUGGUUCAUUUAGCAGAGGGCAAAUGGGAAGAGCUGGGAAACAGCAGAAAGAAGGCAAAAUGUGGUGGGCAAAUGAGCAGACAUGGUCUUUAUCUGGAACAGCAUUUUUUUCCCCCAGAGGUCUACUGCAAUCUACCUGAAGGCUUUGUCCAAACCUCCCUCGGAGGGGCAUUUCCAGUGUAAAGUGAGAAUGUUUCACAGCGCAGGAGCCAUGUCUUGACCCCUGACUGUAAUUACACCUGGAGUCCAUCUCCUGCUGCUGACCGAGUUUGACACUGUGGGGUUAGAGCUGAACUAAUCAAAACACACCUACAUGGUGGUAAUUGGAUCGACAAACUACUGUUCCUGUACUGUGCAGCGUGCAGCUCAAGUUUUGAAUGUGCAAUCUAAGAAAAAAUAUUUUUUUUUCCAAAAGACAUCAAUAUGUGUAUGGAUAUUUUUUUUAUUUCUGUAGUUUAAAGUCUGUGAAAGCCAACAGAGUUCAUAAGUUGUUUAAAAUUGCAGCAUGGGAAAUGAAGUCAGCAAGUUCGGUGGAGGCAUUAGAGAUAUCUUUGGUCUGAUUCUGCUUCUGUUUAAUUGAGGAGUUCUGCUUCUGGAUUUCUGUGGGAACAGAAAUUAAACCCUUUUGGAUGAGGCUUA
This is a messenger RNA of Pezoporus occidentalis (night parrot), 3180 nucleotides long. It is a transcript of the gene CCDC177, whose product is annotated as coiled-coil domain containing 177. The transcript has 2 exons. The record is from RefSeq and is a predicted model, not a curated record. Bases 166 to 2073 code for a protein of 635 amino acids. NCBI's taxonomy places the organism in Eukaryota, Metazoa, Chordata, Aves, Psittaciformes, Psittacidae.